GCGACGUUCCCAAGGCUGGGCAACCAAGACGUACGACACCAUCUCCUUCAGCAAUUAGACUUCGACAUACUUCACCUAAUUCUGACGACCCGCGACGAUAAUGACAUGUUUGUCUGGGACUUUGGCAUUCUUGGUUCUUUUCUUUUGCCAACCGGUAUGGAUAGACAUUGGAUCGGAAAAGGACGGCGCCCUGAUCAUGAUUUGUCCUGGGCAUGACUUUAAAAGGCCUCGGUCCUCUACGUCGAGGAUCGCUACGGAUGGGUUUGCAACUGCAGUUUGGGAAUUACGUAGGUCUCCCUCUGCGAAAAGGUUUAUACCUGGCAACCAUCAGCCUCCAGGAUACACUCAGAUCCCCGGAACACAAGGUUCCGGAUUGGAGAGUUGGGCGGCUACGGCCCCCGAAAACGGCCGAACUGGCCUUGGUCUACCUUGUACUUCGGUGCUUCGUGACCAGCUUCCAUGUGCAUCAUUGAUGCCUUGGUUGAAUUGGACGAUCGAGAUGGACAGCAACGUCACUUCUCUCGUCGAAAACCGCCUCUGGCGUAUACUGUGUUCAAAUACGCAUUAUGCGGUAAAUUAUUGGGUAACCGAGCACUUGGUGCUCACGUACUGUGUGAAGGAGCUCUUCAGCUGCGAAGCUCAAGAGCCCGGCCCGCCGUUGCAGCUUGUGGGCGACUGAUGGAAAAGAUUGAGCAACACAACCGCUGUCGGAUUUCUGACAGACGGGGGUACGCAGGCUGCUACGUUUUAACAGCCUGCCUAUCCAGUGCCUACAGACGGGGUCCUUUCUGAAGGAGAUAAGCGCGAUAGUAAGAGCGACAUGCCGAGAUCGUCACAUCAACUCUCAUG
Messenger RNA from Colletotrichum godetiae, 849 nucleotides. RefSeq lists its product as uncharacterized. The coding region runs from base 101 to 679 and encodes 192 amino acids. Lineage: Eukaryota; Fungi; Ascomycota; Sordariomycetes; Glomerellales; Glomerellaceae. The transcript is spliced from 2 exons. The record is from RefSeq and is a predicted model, not a curated record.